This is a messenger RNA of Perca flavescens (yellow perch), 997 nucleotides long. It is a transcript of the gene emx3, whose product is annotated as empty spiracles homeobox 3. The record is from RefSeq and is a predicted model, not a curated record. Gene Ontology annotation, molecular function: RNA polymerase II cis-regulatory region sequence-specific DNA binding; DNA-binding transcription factor activity, RNA polymerase II-specific. Gene Ontology annotation, biological process: central nervous system development; brain development; neuron differentiation. Lineage: Eukaryota; Metazoa; Chordata; Actinopteri; Perciformes; Percidae. Bases 302 to 997 code for a protein of 231 amino acids. The transcript is spliced from 3 exons. Gene Ontology annotation, cellular component: nucleus.
UUGGUUCUUUUUUUCUUCUUCUUUUUUUUUUUUUUUUUUACACCCAUGCACGCGCUUACCCAGGUUUAAGAAGACUCAGGUGUGAACACAGGUGUGAGGAAACUUUAGCCACUUCCAGGUGCAGAAAAAAUAAUUUGGAUUUCUGACGUUUUUGUGAUUUGUUUUGUCUCUUUUGGGAGUUAUGGAGAAACUGGGAAUCUGAGCGACCCAAAAGUCCGCGGAACUGGACUAAAACUGGCCGCCGAUUGGUCCGCAUCUUCCCCAUCUUCCGCCCCGGUGUAGCUCCCGGUGCUUCGGUACAAUGUUCCACCACAGCAACACCAAGAAAUGUUUCACCAUAGAGUCUCUGGUGGGGAAGGAGGCGAGCAGACACGGCUCCGGCGGCGGCUCCGGGGACGAGCCCAUCCGGCCCACGGCGCUUCGGUUCCCGGAGUCCCUGCACCCCGCUGCCGUCUUCGGCUCGUGCUUCCAGGGCAGCGGCGGGCGGACUUUGUACUCCGCGGGGCCGGACAUGGUGAUCCAGGAGGCCGGGGCGCACGGGCUGCAGAUGCCGCCGCAGAGCUUCUUCAGCCCGCAGCACCGGGACGCGCUCAGCUUCUACCCCUGGGUGCUACGGAACCGGUACCUGCACGGACACCGAUUCCAAGGGGAGGACGGCAGCCCGGAGAACAUGCUGCUUCACGGUCCGUUCUCCAGGAAACCCAAAAGGAUCCGAACGGCCUUCUCGCCCUCUCAGCUGCUCCGUCUGGAGCGAGCCUUUGAGAAGAAUCACUACGUAGUCGGAGCCGAGAGGAAGCAGCUCGCCAGCGGGCUUUGUCUGACCGAAACGCAGGUGAAGGUAUGGUUUCAGAACCGCAGGACGAAGCACAAGCGUCAGAAGCUGGAGGAAGAGUCCCCCGAGGCCCAGCAGAAGAGGAAGGGCAGUCAGCACAUCAACCGCUGGAGAGCAGCGACGCAGCAGCCUGGGGGGGGGGGAGGACGUGGAUGUCCUCAGUGA